AUGCGUGAUUCUGCACAGAUAUUUCUUAACGGUUGCCGUCACUUUCUUAAUUUUCAAUUCUCCAAGCUCUCCGACGCAAAUAAAGGAGUUCGAAGAACCUUAAGCGAAAAUCGACAUGUGCAGGACUUUGGUAUCUCGGAAGGGCCUCCAAAAACGUCAGAACCGAUACCAGGACAGGAGCCAGUUCAAACGGGCCAAGGGCUAUUUGCACGUGUCGACUGCUACGAAGCACAUAUUCGGGAAUGUGGGAAGAACCACCCACGAGGAAUGUAG
Necator americanus (New World hookworm) is the source of this 273-nucleotide messenger RNA. RefSeq lists its product as uncharacterized. The transcript has 5 exons. NCBI's taxonomy places the organism in Eukaryota, Metazoa, Nematoda, Chromadorea, Rhabditida, Ancylostomatidae. The record is from RefSeq and is a predicted model, not a curated record. Bases 1 to 273 code for a protein of 90 amino acids.